UAACCCUCACGUGACUUAAUGGCGGAUGACAGUAACUACAGCAGAUAUUCUGCACCAAGUAUCUCCGAUAUUCAUUACAGACCGUUUGUUGGGACAGAGUAUAAAAUCUACAAAAGAAGAUGGUUUAUUGUGUUUGUUGUCUGUAUUGUCAAUAUGGCAAAUGCGUUGAUAUGGAUUUGCUUUUCACCUAUUACAAACAUCACUACAGCCUACUUCAAUAUCAGUGGAAUGCAAGUUAAUUGGUUAUCAUUAGUUUACCUAAUAGCUUCUAUACCAUGUGGUUUUACAGCUUCCUGGCUUUUAGAUACUUUAGGUUUAAGAAUAAGUAUAAUUUUGGCGGCAUGGUUGAAUGUUACAGGGGCUUUAUUACGAUCUCUCACCACAUAUACAUUUAUUCCGUCAGAUAUGAAAUAUCCUGUUUUAUUAACUGGUCAACUUAUAGCUGCUUGUGCUCAACCAUUUAUUAUGUUCUGUCCUACAAAGCUUGCAGCAGUAUGGUUCCCAGGAUCACAGAGAGCCACAGCUAACACUAUAGCCUCAAUGGCCAAUCCCCUAGGAAUAUUAUUAGCCAAUAUAAUGUCACCAAAAAUUGUUCAAACUAAAGCAGAUAUGCCAUUAAUGCUAUGGGUCUGUACAGGUAUAAGUGGUCUAGGUGCCAUCAUUGCUACAUUUGGUGUGUGUAGUUCAGGACCACCUACUCCACCCAGUGCUAGUGCAGCAGAAGUAUCAGAGCCUUUCUUCUCAGGGCUCAAAAAGCUUUUAAAGGUAAAAUCUUAUUGGUUACUUUGGACAGUCUUUGGUGCAGGAUUAGCAAUAUUUUCUGCCAAUACAACUUUCAUAGAACAGAUUUUGUGCCCAAGAGAUUACAAAAAUUCUUUUUCAGGUCUUUGUGGAGCACUAAUGAUUGCUGUCGGGGCUGUUGGAGGAGCUGUAGCUGGACUGUUUGUUGAUAAAACAAAGCUAUUUGAAGAAGUUAUUAAAAUGAGCCUUGGCUUAGCUACAUUAUUUGGAAUAUUCUUUACAUUGAUCAGUAGAAUACGAGGUCAUCCAAUUUUAACAGCUAUAUCAAUAUCUGGAUUUGGAUUUUUUGGUUUUGCUUUAUAUCCUAUAUCAAUGGAAUUAGCUGUUGAAAUAACAUAUCCAGUAGCAGAAGCAACAAGUUCUGGUUUUCUCUUUAUUUCAGGGCAAAUACAAGGUGUUAUUUACAUGUUAGUGGCACAGUAUUUAGCUCAACCAUUACCAGCAAAUGAGGUUAUAUUACCAAAUGCAUGUAGAACCAAUGGUACUAGUGGCAGUGAUAUCAGUCAAGAUUGGACAGUGCCAAAUUUAUUUUUUAAUGCCUUAGCAGCGUUAGGUACAGUUAUACUUAUUGUCUUCUUCCAUCCCCAUUAUCGAAGAAUGAGAGCCGAAGAUGUAGCCAAGGCAGAGUCCAUUUUAAAUUAUGAUUCCACAGAUUCAUCACAUUCAGGAGCAUCCAACAGAACACCCCCAAUGUCAUAGCAUAUGGAGUAUUAUUUUUCUAUAAUACUCUUGUACCAACUGUCUUUCAUUUUAUUAAAUUUUGAUGAUAAUUUCUAUUUUGUCUAAACACAAAUUUUAUAAUUAGUUCAAUCCUUUUGAGGCUGGUUGAAAAAGAAUGGUGCUGCUUAAGAUUUGUAAGUUCACUUACAAACUGGAUUGGGGAUCAGUCUGCAUGCUGAUGCUAGCUUUAAAGAAACUUAAAUGACUUAUUGCCAACUGAUAGUCCCAUGCUUGUUUCUUACGAUUCUGUAUCCCCUAUGUCUGUAUCUAAAUACAGAUGCUUAAAUUUGUGAGCACUGUUACUCUUCUGUAGCAAAAAGGUGGGUGGGGGGGGGGGUUGUAUGUGCCAUUAGGGACCUAAAUUGAAUCACCAUACCGAUCAUCAGUUUUUUAAGACUAUCUACCAAUCAAAGGCGGUAGGACAUUGCAUGAACAAAUGUGCUGCAUGCCAUAUAGCUUACAUGAAAAGAUUGCAUUUAUUGCCCAUUAUUGGUACACAAUAUGACAAAGGUCUGUGUACGGUCUCAGGUAUAUACUCAUUAGUUUGUUU
This is a messenger RNA of Patella vulgata (common limpet), 2071 nucleotides long. RefSeq names its product solute carrier family 49 member A3. The transcript has 10 exons. Gene Ontology annotation, molecular function: transmembrane transporter activity. Gene Ontology annotation, biological process: transmembrane transport. The record is from RefSeq and is a predicted model, not a curated record. Gene Ontology annotation, cellular component: membrane. NCBI's taxonomy places the organism in Eukaryota, Metazoa, Mollusca, Gastropoda, Patellidae. The coding region runs from base 19 to 1500 and encodes 493 amino acids.